Molecule: messenger RNA, 252 nt
Organism: Penicillium antarcticum
Lineage: Eukaryota; Fungi; Ascomycota; Eurotiomycetes; Eurotiales; Aspergillaceae
Exons: 2
Coding region: 1-252 (83 amino acids)
Source: RefSeq, a predicted model, not a curated record
AUGAAUUCUCCCGACACUCUCAGCUACGAAAGCGACACACCCAGCGAAGGACGCACGCCCACCCCCAAAAUCCCAUCAACGCCUCCGCCUCAGUCCAAAACUACUCCUCCAAAUCCAACAAUUACCCGCAAACCACCGACCAGUCCCCGUCCUAGAAAUAUGGCAACCACCACUGCGCAAAUCAAAAUUGACACGGGGAUUCCCGCAUCGCCCGAAACUUGGGGCGAGAGAUAUUUACGCAACACUCAAUGA